UCUCGGGGAGCCACAGAUCUCGCUCCAACAGCUCUCCAGCCAGCUCUCACACUCCAGGCACCGCAGCACCGAUCCUCCGAGCUCAGCCCCAAUGGCCCGCACCGCCACCGCCGCCGCUGCCGCAGCCCGCGCUCCCCGGUUCCUCCGGGCCGCGCUCCUGCUCCUGCUCCUGGCCGCCGCCUGCCGGCAAGCUGCAGCGGCGCCCGUGGUCACUGAACUGCGCUGCCAGUGCUUGCAGACCGUGCAGGGAAUUCACCCCAAGAUCAUCCAGAGUGUGCAGGUGACGUCCCCAGGACCCCACUGCGACCAAACAGAAGUCAUAGCCACUCUCAAGAAUGGACAGAAAGUUUGUCUCAACCCCGCAUCCCCCCUGGUUAAGAAAAUACUGGACAAGCUGUUAAAAAAGGACAACACCAACUGAGAGAAAAGAAGCUCAUGGUGGCAGUUCCUGAAAGGAGGUCCCUGCUCUUACAGGACUGAAAUGAAGACGGGAACAGCUGGAUUCCACAGACAGCUAGAAAGGGAUUACUGUAUUUGUUGUUUUUUUAAACCAGAGAUCUAUUUAUUUAUAUAUGUAUUUAUUUUCAAAGCUUGUAUUUUAACAUUUUAAUGUUAGUAUUUAAAGGUGUGAAACAUGUGAAUGUGUUUAAUCAAACAUAACUCAGUUCUGAUUGUUAUUUAAUUUGAAGAUGAGGGGUUUUAAGUGUCUCAUUAAACUAAUAUUUAUUGGGAGACCAUUACGUGCCAGGCACUGUGAUGGAAGUGGAGGGGGGUGUACGGGAGGGGGGGAUCUAAGCAAUUUUGACAAUGAGAUAGAUCAAUGUUAGGGUCAGGGAAAGUGUGUGCACACCUGUUUUUGUACUUGUUUAAAAGAAUGUCACUUGUUAUUUAUUGAAACUAUUUUAUUACUCGGUCAACAUCUUGAUGUUGAAGAUUCCUUUGGACAUUUUAUGUCUUGCUUGUAAGGCAUAAUGCCUUGUUUAAUGUCAUUAUGCAAUGUCUCUCUUUGUCUUAGAACAGAGAAGUUAAAACUACUGUUACAUGUUUACAAAUGGCAUAAAAAUAAAAGUUUUGCAAAAUAUAA
Eptesicus fuscus (big brown bat) is the source of this 1084-nucleotide messenger RNA. Its product is annotated as growth-regulated protein homolog gamma-like. Gene Ontology annotation, cellular component: extracellular region. Gene Ontology annotation, molecular function: CXCR chemokine receptor binding; chemokine activity. The transcript has 4 exons. The record is from RefSeq and is a predicted model, not a curated record. The coding region runs from base 92 to 421 and encodes 109 amino acids. NCBI's taxonomy places the organism in Eukaryota, Metazoa, Chordata, Mammalia, Chiroptera, Vespertilionidae. Gene Ontology annotation, biological process: chemokine-mediated signaling pathway; neutrophil chemotaxis; cellular response to lipopolysaccharide.